AUGGAUGUUGGUACAGGAAUUCUGGUUGCCAUCUUGUGCAUCUUCUUUCCUCCGCUGGCCGUCCUCAUCAUGGCUGGCUGCGGCGCCGACCUGUUCAUCAACAUCAUCCUUACCAUCUGGCUCUGGUUCCCUGGUGUCAUUCACGCCUUCUAUCUGCUCUUUGUCUACUACGACCGCCGGGAGAAGUACAAGAAGGGUACGCCGGUCGUUCAGCGAGCGCCAUUCGUGUAUAGCGACAAGAUUCAAUCAGGUGGCUCCACGACGUAUGGGCGGAUGUGA
Thermothelomyces thermophilus ATCC 42464 is the source of this 279-nucleotide messenger RNA. RefSeq lists its product as uncharacterized. Gene Ontology annotation, cellular component: membrane. The transcript has 3 exons. Bases 1 to 279 code for a protein of 92 amino acids. Lineage: Eukaryota; Fungi; Ascomycota; Sordariomycetes; Sordariales; Chaetomiaceae. The record is from RefSeq and is a predicted model, not a curated record.